Mycena citricolor is the source of this 489-nucleotide messenger RNA. Lineage: Eukaryota; Fungi; Basidiomycota; Agaricomycetes; Agaricales; Mycenaceae. The record is from the annotation of a GenBank genome assembly.
UGAUCUAGAACCCCACGUGCACGUACCUGACAUCUCGAGCAUGUACGGGCUCGGCGAUGUCUCGGGUCUCUGGAGGAAGAUGUUGAUCAUCUUGAGCCACUCCCCCAUGACCUCGUCCUCCACUCCCUCGCUUGCUGCCCUGAAGGCCUCGACCUGGAUAUCCCGUUCGGCUUCGGCGAGCUUGAGCCGCGCAGAGAGAACGCUACCUAUGCAACAUAUUCUUGCGGAAGUUGUGAUGAUCGACAUGCUCCUCGAUGAGGUCAGCCCAAACGCCGACACCUGCAGUCUUCGUAGCGUAGCCAAUCGGGUUAAGCACUGACCACAUCCGUUCAAUCCCCUCGCCAUCCGUCUUCCCGACACCCGGCUUGAAGCUCAAGCUGUGGGUGUUCUGGCACUCCUGGUUGUGGGAACCCGCGUGCCACACCGGCAGACCACAUUGGACCUUCACCUGCUCCAGGUCGAGGUGCAGAUGGGAGGGCAAUUUGGCCA